AUGGCGAGUCGCGAGCUGCCGCUCUCCUUGCUCGAUGCAGUGCGAGCGCAACUCACCCUCGACUCGGACUCGGACAGGUCUGUUUCGCCAGUGAGAAAGAUUGUCUCGAUCCCUGAGAGAAGGCCAGUCCGACCGUUGGACGACAAUCCUCUUGCCAGCAGUACGUCCACUAGUGGCAGCUUCGUCUACAUCGAUAGCACAAACGACCACGAGCCUUUCCCGGAUUUCGACGAGACACUCUCCGAAGCUUACCACGAGUGCGAGCAAGCAUACAAUGAGGCUGUUGCUGCGGCCAUGCAGGAAGAGAUCCUCGCCAAAGAAGUCGAGCCUGGCCUUGUUGCUCCGCCAGGCCAGCCCGAGACCAAGAAAAGGACUCUAGACAGAAUCAAGACGGUUCUAUCGAAUCCUCAGCUGCGUUCCUCUACACGCAAGCGAUUCAUCGCCCUCUGCAAUAUGGUCAUUCGUCUUGACCACGUUCUUUUUCGUCGCAGUGAGAGCUUUCUGGGCCCUCAAGAUACGGCUGAUGCGCAAGAAAUCACCACUGAGAUGUUAUCAUAUAUCUCCUGGGUCGAUGCUCUCCUACAGCAGCUGGUGGAGACGGCAGGGCGAGUUUCCUACAUGCUGGCGUUGAUUGAGGAGGAAGAAGACGCAGUGGUAGUCCGGUACCGACAGAUGGCAUCGGUAGUAGCUGCUCAUCUCCGGAAGCCACGCUUCCUGGAACAACGUCUCCUCUCCCUGUAUCUUGACCUCUACGAUGAGUGGAUCCACAACCGAUUUCUUCACAUGAGCAACCGCCAGAUUCUACAGGAGGAUAAGAUUGACCCGGCUCGUCUGGAUUUGACUCGCCAUCUACAUUCCAUCUGGGAAAUCCUGUCACGGUCGAUUGAGAAUUAUGCGCUGUACCGUGAGGCUCUGCAGGAAAUCAGAGAUGAAUACUUUACACCAACAAUGGAAGAGAUGCCUAAUGCCCCCGAUAUGGAGCCUGGCUUAGCUGAAGAACACCACCAGGAAGAUAGUUCUUAA
Molecule: messenger RNA, 1023 nt
Organism: Penicillium macrosclerotiorum
Lineage: Eukaryota; Fungi; Ascomycota; Eurotiomycetes; Eurotiales; Aspergillaceae
Exons: 2
Coding region: 1-1023 (340 amino acids)
Source: RefSeq, a predicted model, not a curated record